AUGGGCAAAGUAAUAUUUGAACAAGGUAAAAAUAGCAAGGCUCACAUAAUUUCAUGGAGAAAGGUUAAAGGUUAUAUUUAUCACCCAGUGGAAUAUAAUGUAAGAACUGGGUCGAGGAAAAAUGUCGAACGCGAUGCCGGGAUUCGAACCGAGGCCUUGUAGUAGUAGUUCGUGUUAGCAAGUCGCCGUAUAUUGCCGCGGAGCCCACACAGCAGACAGGAGAAUCUAGCGUAUUUCUUACAAUAACAUGACAUAACAAAGCCCUCCCUCCCCCCCUUAUAAGUGGAAAAGUAUCCAAGAAAUUUUUCCUGCGGAUAUGAUGGACGGUAGCCACUGUAUGCAUUUUAUUGAGCGUAAGAAACGAUUUUGUCGCAUGACGGUGCGAAAAGGAUGUCAAUACUGCGGCGAGCAUCAACAGGACGUCACGGGGAACGAGAGAGUGCCAUGUCCGUUGGAUCCCACACACACGUGCUACAAAUCCAAGCUGACAAAGCACUUGAGCGUGUGCAACUUCAAGCAGAGGCUGGACAUGCAGCCCGCGUUCGUUAUCGAAGGAACAAACUUGGAUAAUGAGACUAUUGCGGCGCCGCCGCGCGUGCCGCUGUCGCAGCUGGACGAAUCCGUCGUAGGAAUGGUGAUAAGGAAGAUUCAUGCUGCCUACGAUGAGCUACCAGAGUUUUCCCAGGCGAUUCUGAGACACAAUGUGCUCGAAGACAAAUUAAAUGAUGAAACCAGUGGCAGUAAAGUUAGAAAGCACUUGCUCCAAACUGCAUCUUUGCUAGGGCAUCUGGAGCAAGCUGGUCUUGUGCAAGAUGAUACUUGUUUCAUUGAAUUUGGAGCUGGAAAAGCUCGGUUAACAUAUUGGUUGGGGCAGAUUAUAAAGGACAAGUCCAACUCUUGCAUCUUAUUAGUCGAUCGUUCUAGUCAUCGGCACAAAAGCGACAAUAAGCUUAAGAAAGAGGAAAGACGCCUCACAGUGACAAGGAUACGCGCUGAUAUCGCUGAUCUGCAGCUGAAUCAAAUCUCGGAGAUCCAGCCGAUCAAGUACAAGGUCGGCAUAGCAAAGCAUCUCUGUGGAACGGCCACUGACUUGGCGAUACGUUGCUUGGUAAAGUCGAUGAACAGCGAACCUAAGAUCGAUGUAUGCGGUCUAAUCGUUGCAUUUUGUUGUCAUCAUAAAUGCGAGUACUCGUCGUACGUGGGCAGGAAGUAUUUGCAACAAUGUGGUUUUACCGUGGACGAAUUUUCUAUUCUAUGCAGCAUAGUCAGUUGGGCGACUUGUGGCUGUCGUUCAAAGAGCGACGUUAAUUCGUCAAGUGAUGCCACAUCAGAGACUGUCAACGGAUUUUCGAAAUCAGACGAACGCGAAGUUAUCGGGCGCAAAGCUAAAGCACUAUUGAAUUGGGGUCGUUUGGUCUUUUUGGAGAGCGUUGGAUUUCAGGCUGAGCUACUUUACUACACUUCCACCGACGUCUCGUUAGAAAAUAUGUGCAUUGUAGCUACUCGAGAACAUUCGUCGUAAUUGCAAUAUGUUGUUGAAUUUACUGUUAACUUGUACGUUGUCUUAAAAAUCAGUCUCAUUUUUUUAUAAUAAAUUACAUAUUUACAUAAAUUUGAAUCUUGUUCAAUGUGUCGAUAACGCGGAGGUUGGCUGUUACCGUUUGUCGAUUACCGCUGUUUUUAUUUUCCAUCUCAGUCGGUACGGUCGAUUUUCGACUUACCGACACGUUUAAUUGAAUGACGGGUUGAAGUAGUACGCAAGUCACAAAUACUCUCCCCCACUGAACGAGAUGCCCCGCCCAAUACGAGUGAUCUAACACCGUUCAAACAUUCCAGAGUACGUUCGAUGUGGAGUUGUUUCAACCACUUGCUCGUUUUCUCGUCGCCCAGCUUCCAGGGUACCCCGCUUUACCGCCAAGUGAGAUUGGUAUCGACGGCACGUAGAGAGGAGAAAAAAAAAGAAGGAACCGCCAUUGAGGCAAUAGGUGGAUCCAGCCUCUAUGGACUGUAUUACCGCAUAAAACACCGCCGCUUGAUCUCAGC
Cyphomyrmex costatus is the source of this 2043-nucleotide messenger RNA. RefSeq names its product tRNA:m(4)X modification enzyme TRM13 homolog. Lineage: Eukaryota; Metazoa; Arthropoda; Insecta; Hymenoptera; Formicidae. The transcript is spliced from 6 exons. The record is from RefSeq and is a predicted model, not a curated record. Gene Ontology annotation, biological process: tRNA methylation. The coding region runs from base 317 to 1522 and encodes 401 amino acids.